Messenger RNA from Pomacea canaliculata, 6535 nucleotides. RefSeq lists its product as uncharacterized. NCBI's taxonomy places the organism in Eukaryota, Metazoa, Mollusca, Gastropoda, Architaenioglossa, Ampullariidae. The record is from RefSeq and is a predicted model, not a curated record.
CUGUUGUCACUGGGCAGGCACGCUACACAUUCCGUGCCGCCCUGUGCGCACCAGCUCUGCGCAUACACGGUGAGCCGCUCACUCUCCGCUCCUAGCCUUGGCUUUGAACUCUGUCUUCCACCCUCGCCGCCACUCAACCCAGCUUGCAGUCAGUGUUAACAGCCCAUAGCCAGCAUGCAGAUCAAGGCUCCCCGUGACUGGCGGCCUGACGAUGCCAAGGCCAAACAAGUCAAUGCACCUCCUGUCCAUUCUCGAUACCGAAAGUUUGACUUGUACCGUAAUGUGCAGCAGUUCUACCACAUUGACAACCAUGCAGUACAGGUGGCACAAACAGAUCAUGACAACUUCAUUGAUCUCAUCUGGCAUUUGGUUUACAGCUCCAACCUGCAGUCAGAUCUUGACAAGUGCAGAGCAAUAUUUCGAUGGAUGACAUCAAAGAAUAUGUACACCAUCUCUUUCCGAGAUGGUGCCAAACCUGGGAGCCCAGAGGAGGUUCUGCAGUCUUUCAAAAACAAACAGGGCACAUAUGCUCGCAUCUUUGAAACCAUGUGCAGGUAUUCUGGUGUGACUGCCGUGGUGCUGACAGGCUUUGCCAAGGGACUGGACUAUCGCCCUGGUGACAAGUUCAAGGGAACAGACUACAAUCAUAGCUGGAAUGCUGUACUGAUUGAUUCCAACUGGUAUCUGGUUGACUCACACUGGGCCACUCGUUACCUGGUCUCAGAGAAAAACAUGCCAGAGAAUCUGGUGUAUGAGUAUGAUGACUUCUACUUCCUGACUGACCCAGAACAGCUGAUUUAUUCUCACUGGGCACACCCAGAGUGGCAGCUGUUGGUGCGCCCAAUCACACUGGCUGACUUUGAGAAUCUUCCACUUGUCAAGUCCUAUUUUUUUAAAUGUGGCAUGUUUUUUGUCUCCCAUCAUAAUGGAGUAGUGGAAACAAAGAAAGGUCGAAUUGCUUUGACACUUGGAUACUGCAAGCCCACAAACUUUACAUACAAGAUCACUUUUGCGGAUACUGGAGAAGAGACAUACCAGGGACAGAAGCUAAAAAAUUUUGCUUUGCAACAUCAUGGUCAAAACCAGACAGGUACCUUUGUUUUCCGUGCACCAAAAGCUGGCCAGUACUAUUUUACCAUUUUUGCCCAACUUUUGACAGGGGAACUGGGUGUCAAGAACAUCUUCACUGCCUCCUGUGAGUACAAGGUAGUUGCAGACACUGCUUCAAGCGAUGCUGCUCCUCUCCCAGCAUGCUCAGAUUCCUCAUGGGGUCCAGGUGUGGCAGUUGACCAGCUGGGGCUUGUAGCCAACCCUCCUGAAGGCAUUGUCACUACAGAAGAUGGCCAGGUCAACCUGGAGUUUAAGAAGACAAAGCCAGCUUUUGUUCUUUGCAAGCUGAGAAAAAAUGGUAUGCGCGAUGAGGAACUAGAGAAGUGCAUUACUGAGAAGGACACUGGGGAUGUAGUUCAGGUAACAGCCACUCUUCCUGCAAAAGGUGAAUACGGAAUUGAAGUUUAUGGUAAUGACCCUGCUAAAGAUGGAGACACUUACACUCACAUCUGCCAGUACUAUGUGCACUAUGCCUCUCCCAAAGAGCAAGAGCAGGCUUUUUACCAAGAAUCACCAGAUCGCCGAACUGCCGUAGGAAAGACUGGUGGCACUGCCACCGCACCAGGUGCUUACCGACCAGGUGUUGCAGGGUUGGCAAGUGGUACAGCCAACUUAAACCUUGAGGACGCAGAUAACCUUCCUCCUCCUCCUCCAGAGCUUUUGCAGCAGCAGUACUUGUAUGGUACCAUGCCUGAUACUCGACAACAGGCCAUCAUCACCCACUAUGCACCCUCUCGUGGCCAGGGCUACCCAGCAUAUGCUCCUGGCUCGGGACAGAUGGACUUUGGUCAGCCUCAGCAGGCUACUGUGCAGUCAGUCCCAGCCAGUACAAAGCCACUGGAUGUGCAGCAGAGGUCCCUCGGUCAAGCACCUCCUGCUCCCCCACAGGACUUCCGCCUGAUCCCUGUUAAGCAGGACAAAGGUGAUGCACCACCACCUGGGCCUGCUGCUGGUGGUCCCCAGCAGAAACCCUCUCUGGAAGCCAUUGACCGACAGGUCCUGCAGAGUGUGGAUGACCAUGCCAUUCAGGUGUCCAAGUCGGACCACAAUAGCUUCCGUGAUUUGGUUUGGGAUCUUAUCUAUUCAAAGAAUAUCACAAAUGAAAUUGAAAAAGUGCGUGUCAUAUUUCGAUGGCUUGCAACUAAAAACUUGAAAGAAAUGAAUUUUGAUCGUGUGGAGAAGGGCAGCCCUGAGGAAGUACUCAUGGGGCUGAAGACAGGCACAACAACUUAUGCAAUGGUCUUUGAUACAAUGUGCAACUAUGCAGGACUUCACUCCAAAAUCAUCAGUGGUUAUGCCAAAGGUGCUGACUACACGCCAGGCAUGAAGUUCUCACCAGGCCAGAACCAGCACUCUUGGAAUGCAAUCUAUAUCUAUGGCACCUGGUGCCUUAUUGAUGCACACUGGGCAGCACGUCGCAUCAUUGGCAAACAAGCUUCUACAGAAGAGUUCCACUACCAGCUUGAUGAGUACUUCUUCCUGCCAGACCCUCACCAGCUCAUCUACACCCACUUUCCUGAUGACCCACGGUGGCAGCUGCUGGAAAGACCCGUCACCCUGGAAGAGUUUGAGAACAUGCCUCACAUGAAGCCACAAUUUUUCAAGUAUGGCCUGGAGUUUGUGACUCACCGCACUGCAGUCAUUUACAGCCGAGGUGAAAUACACAUUCGCCUUCGAUACCCAGCACAUAGACUUGCAGUGCUUUUCAGCUUCACCAUCCAGUUUGAAGGUGGUGUGGAGGAAUACAAUGGUGUUAAGCUGAAUAGGUAUUGUAUUCAAGAAAGCACAGGUGGAAUUGCCUCUUUCUCUCUUCGUCUACCCUGCUCAGGCUCGUACAUGCUUUUCAUUUAUGCCAAAGAGGACACACCAGAAACCAAGGACUACAAUUUUGCCCAGGUCUGCGAAUACAAGAUUGAACAUGAGGCAGUAUCUGAUGUUCCUCCCGAACCCUACCCACCAUGCUCAAGCUCAUCCUGGGGUGUAGGGUCUGCAUUCUACCGCUAUGGCCUGACAACCUACCAGCAGUCAUGCACAAUCUACACACGGGAUGGCAAAGCUGAGCUGCAGAUCCGCCAGCCCUGUCCCAUGCAGUUCAUGGCCAAGCUGAAGCACAACCGCAUUGGUGAUUCUGAGCUGGAGGCGUAUGUUAUCCACCGCACAGUUGGGAACACUGCUUACUUCAACAUCACUGCCCCAGGACGCGGGGAAUAUGGACUUGAGAUUUAUGCUAACAACCCAGCAACAGAGGGCCAGACCCUCUACCAUGUAGCCCAGUUUCUUGUGCUGUGCCAGGAAGAUGUCAAAACAACACCAAUGCCCAAAUUGCCACCUGGUUACUUGGGAGCUCAGCCCAAAUUUUCUGAGUUUGGUCUUGUUGCUGUCUCCCACCAAGACCCCAUCAUUCACCUUGAUGUCAACACAGUCACCAUUCAGUUUAAGUCUGAGGCGCCUAUGCGGGUGACAGCGAAUCUCAUCUCUGUUGAGCAGGAGGAGGAGUUCCCAGACUUCGUUUUCUCUAAUACUCUGGGAUCGUACAUCACCUUCAUAGCAAAUCUUCCUACCACUGGCUUCUUCAAGCUGCAGAUUUAUGCAUUGCUCAUUGCCGAUAAGCGACAGGAACUUCCAGGUGUGUACAACUAUCUCAUCAACUGCCAGCAAGUCACUCAGGCUGUCUUCCCAUUCCCAAAACAGUAUGCUCAGUGGAAGGAAGGCUGCUAUAUGGCAGAACCUGGUGUCAUCCCCACUGUUAGAGGACCAUUUUCCAAUCAGGUGCAGAUUAACCGAUUGCCUGAGAGCGUAAACUUCAGAGUGAAGAUUCCUGGUGCUGAGGCUGUUGCUGUUGUUGCCAGCAAUGAGUGGACACACCUCAAGCAAGGCGAAGGUGACGAGUGGAGUGGUCCUGUUAAAGUAUCUCAUUGUUACGGCACUAAUUCCAAGGUCACUCUCAAUGCCAACUUCGGAGGUGACAAAACCAGUUAUGCCACAUUGCUGGAGUAUGUACUGUAACCAUUCUUAACAGAGCUUUUGCUCACAUUAUUUCCCUUCCUUCUCCACCACCCUUACAACCCCAAAACCCCAGGAUUAGGAAGGGCAACAGAAGGUUUUUUAGUGCUGUUACUUCUUUUCGUCCCUGUUAUCCAUGACUUUUCAAAUUUUGUAAGUUUCACUGCACUUCCAAAGUAAUGCAUACACAUGUAUCUGGCUCUUUUUGCAAAAGAUGUAUUCAUCCCUCUGCUUAUGGGUUAGAAUUAGUUGAGAUGCUUGAGAAAAAUGUUUUUUAUGCAAGGCUUCUGUUAGUUGCAUUCCAGUGUAACCACAAAACCUCCUGUAGAGCUAAGUGGAUAGUUUUUCUCCACUAAUUUUUAAUCAAGUAGAUAAAGAUGUAAUUCAUCUUUUCUCAGUAAAGGAUGAAGUGUUGCAUGACUGGGCAUUUUCUUAUUGAUAUUUACUAAAACUUAUUGUAUUUUAAAUACUUCUUGUAAAUCACUUGUUCAAAGUACCAGAACUCUGAUUAAAUUAGACAUUUUCCUUUUUUAUUUUUUUUGAACUCUUUUAAAAGUUUUAAUGUAUUGAAGUAUAUUGCCUUCUGUUACUUUGAUAUAAUUUUAUAAUUCAGCUAUUAAGAAGGAAGAUCACUUUUGCAUAAGGGCUUCAUGAACAUCAUAAAGCUGGUAUUAACAUGUAUUAAAGAGGAAGAAAAUGCACUAGUGUUGGCUGGAAUAAAUUUAUGUAAUGGCAGACAAUAUUUGGCAGACUGGCAUUGAAGCUUUUUGUUCAAUAAACAGCCACUAAUGUGCUUUUUUUUAAUGGCAAACACUAACAGCACUGUGAAUUUUUGUAUUUCAAUUGUUUAUGCACAUUUUAAAAGAAAACACAUCGGAAAAGAUGAUCGUGAUACCCAGCUUUAUUUUAUAAGGGUAUUUGUGCACUACAACUUCAUAUCCACUAACAGCAUCAUCAUAAUGGACUUUUGAAAAUAAAGCUUAUUUUAGACAUUGUUACAUGCUGAGGGAAUGAGGCUGGAAGCCAGCAGGAGGUAAUGAGAACACACUUGGUAGAUCAAAACAGAAAGACAUCAGGUUUUUACUCUGCUGAUAGGAUUGAGUCAGGUUUUUUUUUUUUUUGAUGCAAGUUUUUGAGUCCAUGCAAAGGUGGCCUUUGUCAGACUUUGUGCUUAAAAAGUGAACAUCUGUCUUAUGACAGAGCAUCAGCUUAGUGCAUUUAAUCAUAAUGACUGUAUAUGCUCUGUAGCAAACUAUUCUGAUUUGCACUAUCAUUGUGGCCUUGUGUGCUUGCUUGACCAGAAAUUAUAUAGUUUGUUCCCAAGCACUGCCUCCUUUUCCAGUUCACAAAGUUUGUUUAGUGGGAACAAAAUUGUUGCUUUAACAAAUCGAAUGGAGAGACUUAAGCCCAGCAUGGGAUGCUCUCUGGCGGAUGUUUAUGUCACCCUGCACAUAUCAGUGGUGGCGUUUAUUCCUUGCUGAUUUUUGUUGGCAUGAUUAUGCUUGUGGAUCACUGAUUUUCUUUUUGUACAGUGCAAACAUGGACCGCAUUUCCCUAGUUUUUAUUAUGCAAUGCAGAGUAGAUAAUUGUUGUACAUGUUAAUAUGUAAUUAUUUUGAGAAAUGUUUACAUUAAAAAAUAUAUUUUUUUUGUUGCUUUGUUAAGCACAUAAAUCACAAAGUUAUACAUUUUAUAAGCUUUCCAUAUUGAUUCAGUUACAUUUGUGUAACAGUUUAAGCAAUUUUUCCUCGUUUGGAGCUGCUUGAUGCAGCUCUUCUCUGCUUCAAAAUUUUUUUAAGCCUUCUGAAAUCUUUGAGACAUCCUUUUCAAGGCACCUUGUGUUACCCAGGGAUUUUGUUUCUGGUUUUAUUUUUCACUUCUCCUUUUAUCCAUUAUAUCUGGACAGUAAUUCUUGGAAUGAAUAGGAUCAUCCUCAGCUUUGCCAGAGUGCAUAGAUUUUCUUUAACGCUCUUUCAAUCUUGGAUCAUGUGUCAGCUGUGUACACAGCUUUGCCAUAUGGACAACAAGUGGUUGGUGUUUCAAGGAAGCACUCGGAGGAAUUGAAGUGGCUGUGCCCAAUCCACACUGGUAGUAGAUUUGCCUGAUUCAACCGUGAUGAAAGUUUGCUGUCCUUAUCAUGUGAUGGAGUGUAUGCUCAUUUUGAUAAAGGAGGUUCCAGUUUUUAACAUCUGUGCUUGUGUGCUUUUGUCAUUGUUCAAUACCUUUUUAUUGAUUCCUUUUAUAUUUGCCUGUUAUUAGCUUCCAGUCUGCACAAGGUCUGCACUAUUUGUGGUUCUUCCUAUCCCUUCUACUGGUGCUAGAAGUGACAUGCUUUAUAAUGAACACAUAAAUGAAAAUAAUCUUGUGGUUAUAACUUAUCUAUUAGUAGGCUAUUUACAAUAAACUGCUUUUUUGCAAUACCA